Messenger RNA from Symbiodinium pilosum, 6618 nucleotides. The record is from the annotation of a GenBank genome assembly. Lineage: Eukaryota; Dinophyceae; Suessiales; Symbiodiniaceae.
AUGCCCACCAUUCCGGAAAUCUUCAACAUGGCUGCUGCUGACGCUGCUGCGGCCGAUGAGGAGGUCCUGAAUGGGCUUGAGAGCGCAUCGCAAAGGGGCACUUCGAUCCAAGGGCAUACUGCUUCAGCUGCGCGCUCUGCGCCGCUCUGGCGAUGUGCCGUUUGCGACGGCCCUGAGCUGCAUAGAACUCUGGAUGGCAACUGGACUUGUUCCGACUGCGGCAGCCUGGACUAUUAUCGAGUCAGUGGGCAGACAUGGAGGCGCACCGGGUUCGGUACGUGGAUGUUCUUCCCUGAGGGACAGGAGCCGCCACCACCCUGGCUACGCGCCGCCGUGCCUGCCGAAGCAGAUGAUGUUCAGCAGCCCUUCGGGACACCGGCAGAUUCUUCUGAAACAAGGCCUGCCGAAAGUGCUGCAGCCAGACGCAGGCGCCGACGGCGACGACAAGGACCUUCGGAUCCGGAUGGCGGAGAUUGGCCGGAGCAGGCGGAGUCAGAGACCCUCACCAACGACUCGCUGGUGACCGUGAGUUCUCGACCUCACCGCCCUCGGCCCGACCCUCGGCUACCAGGACCAGGACUUGCUGACCUACGGCGCUCCGCUGCACUUGAAGUACCUUCUGCUGACCUCGGAGGCGACGACCAAGCACACCUCGGAGGGCAACCUGCCACGCUGGAGGACGUCGUGACCUCGGGCAAGACCAAGAAGAGCGCAGUGUCAAAGUGGCGCGGCGGCGCCCCACCGCCGCCACCCAAGUGGACCUACGAGAAGGAAGACCUGCGUGCCUUCUCGAAGUACGAGAGGAAGGUCAGACUCUGGGAGAUUCAGGUGGAGCCCUAUAUGAGUAAGAGGGAGGCAUCUCUUCAACUUUACAACGCGCUGUCCGGGGAACCAGAGCAGGAGUUGGAGCACGCCCCCCUCGAGAGCAUAAAUAGUGCUCAAGGGAUCACCUACAUCCUUGACCAGCUUCGGGGCCCCAUGUCUCAGCGCCUCGUUUAUCAGAAGCGCAAGUACUUGUCGGACUUUGAGAACAUCAAUCGGUAUCCGAAUGAGCAUCUCAGAGCAUUCGUGAACAGGUACCGGAGAACUGAACGCAAUUUGUCUGCUGUCGACAUUAGCGUUAGCGCUAUGUAUGAUAGCGAGGCUCGUGGAAGCAGACUCCUGGACAGAUCUCGCCUGAGCCCUCAGGACCAGCGUUUGGUACUUGUUGGUUCGCGCUACUCCUUGACCUUUGAGGAUAUCUCCGAGUCCCUGGCGAUGCAGUUCCCAGACUUCAAGCCACCACCUCCAGUAAUGGGGAGAGACGGCCAGAUGAUCACCAGGGCCAAGGGGACGGGCAAGUUUGGCAACCAAGGCCAGCAAGCACCCACGCAGGAUCAAAAGCAUAGUGGUGGCAAAGGUGGCGGCAAACCCGGAGCCCGGAAAGUUUCCGUCACCGAGGCUGGCGCAGAGGCAGGCGAGCAAGCGCUUGAUGAGGGCGACGAGGGCGGCUCCGACAACCCCGAGAACAACCAGGCGGCCGACGACGACCACAACGAUGACCCUGGAGAUGACGACGGUGACCCUGACCAAGGCGACGACUUGGACGACCUGGCGCAGGUUCUCACGGUGACAGCACGUCGUCUUGCUUCAGUACGUCUCGGAAGGAAGUUUUCAGGCAACAAAGUGCCGCCGAGCGAGCUCAAGAAAAAGACAGCUUGCGCAGCUUGCGGGGAAGUCGGGCACUGGCGUGGUGACCCUCAGUGUAGAGUUUCCGGCACAGGUGCUUCCACCGCAACUUCUUCUUCGAACCCCGGCUCCUCGACCACGGCGCUUGCCAAGAAAGGAGGCAAAGGAGCCAAACCAGACAAGCCACAUCAAGCCUUUACCGUCAUGCACAGUGACCUCGGUAACUAUGAAGUUCGGUGGCUUCAGGAACAUCGUUCACUCCUCGAGAUUUACGACCUCGACAUCAUCAAGGUGGACUGCAGGGAUCGCUUUCAGUUCGGUAAGGGUGACCCCAUUCCAGCUGAUCAUCGAGCAUAUGUUCCAGCAGUUCUUGAUGACGGUGCUUCCUUUGUCUUUGGCGCAGGAGUCCUCGACGCUGGCAUUCCGCUUCUGGCAAGCAAUCCACUCCUCAAGGCGCUCGGCAUGGUUCUAGAUCUGCCUAGGAUGGUUGUGUACUUUGAGCGGCUGUCAGCUGAAGUGCCAGUGGUCAAUCUGAAUGGGCAUCUUGAAGUCAACAUUUCUGUUUUCUCCGCUGGUGCAGUUGCAAGCUUGAAGCAAAGCAUUGAGACGGUUGAUUGGCAGAUUGCGGCUCCUGAGCUUCCCCUUGAUCAGGCUUCGUUAAUCGACUCCCCAGGCCAUGCACCAGACUCCACCACAAUGGUUGCAAAGGUGGCGCUUUCUGCUGCAGAGCCUCUUCUACUUCCGCAAGAGCCUCUACCAGCAAAUGUGCCGAGCCGUCCGCCUCAGGAUCUGGGAUCGAGCUUGGCUGGUGGAGGCGACUCCGCCUCGCUUGGACGCCCUCCUCACGAAUCCCGAGGAGUGCGACCACGCCGACAUCUACCGGUACGGCAAUGCGACAGGCAGAUACGCCAGGUGCCGCAAGUGCAUGACAAGAUGGGUGUGGAGGAACGCCGACGAAAAGUGGGUACUGCACCCCUUCAAAGGGUCUUCGCGCUCAUCGGCACUGCCAUUGCCCUCCUCGGACAAUACGGCCUCAGCGGCGGCACCGACUACGAGAGCUUCUCUUCGGGCGGCGGCGGCAAAGACGACACCUUCCUCGGCGCGGCCAUCCCGGAGUACGACCUCUCGAACUACCCAGGGCCAACCUUCGACUCGAGGAUGGCGAGAGACCACCUACGACUGGGACGCGUGAAGGGCUUCAAACGACUUGCUGGCAAUAUCGGCCGGGCCGGCCGCAUCCUCGACGGCGAGGUCAAGGUUUACAAUGCUCUUCCCACCGUUGCCUCCCGGCCACCUGGCUGUGUGGAUCUUCUGGAGCUGUUUGCAGGCGAGGCCAGACCGAGUGCGGCUGCAUCCGAUCAUGGACUUCAUGCUUGCCAACCGGUUGACCUCACCUUUGGCUGGGACUUGGACACACAACGGGAUCAAGACUUGGUCCGAUCCAUGGUCCGACGGCUUCGACCUUGGCUCCUCCUUAUCGGCUACCCUUGCACCGACUACAACCUCUUUAAUGAGAAUCUGAACUACUCUCAUCGGCGUCUCGAGCUACAAGCCCGCCGCGACCGCGAUCAACCACGACGGCAGUUCCUGGCGGACCUUUGUCGAGAACAAGCCGAGCAAGGACGUCACUUCUUCAUUGAAAAUCCUCAACGCUCACGGCUAUGGGAACAAGACGAAUUCAUCGAGCGCUCCAACCUGCCGGGCACCACCAUGGGCCAUGCUCACCUUGGCGCGUUCGGCUCUGAGACUGUGGAUGGGCAACCUGUGGUCAAACCCAUCGGCGUGCUCACCAAUAUGCCGGGACUUGCUGAAAGACUUUGUGUGAAGCUGAGUUUGGUUGACCGGCAGUAUUGCACUCCCAUCCAAGGAGCCGAGACCCGGAGAUCACAGGUCUACCCCCACGCCUUCGUGCAUGAGAUCUUGCUUCACUUGCACGAGCUCAUGGCCGAGAAGGAACCCCUCCGCUUCGGCAACUUCAAUGUCUUUGCCACGGCGCGCCCCGUAUCCGACAUCAAGGCCUGGGACAACGUGUUCGAGCAGCUCGCCCGGGACUUUUCGGUCGGCAACCGGCGUGCCUUCGACAUCGACCUCAACUCCCAGCUUGGCAAGGAUGUGCAAAACUUGUUCCGCAUCAAGGUGGAGCAGUUGGAAGAGAUCCGGCGCCCCAAAAGUCGGUUCUCACAAGCCGUGCGCUAUGCCCUCUUCAUCUAUGGCGAUUCCUACCAGGAGCCGGACUCUGUUCGAGGAGCUGACGUACAUGAUCCUUCGGUUCCUGUACCUGGGCUUCAAACCGACAUUACGUUUCCGACCUUGGGACCUCAGGUUCCUCCUGAAAUCAGGCGCUCUGUGGCACGACUGCAUGCAAACCUCGGCCACCCUUCAUCACACGAGCUCACGCGACUACUUUUACAUCGUGGCAUUCCGAACGCUGCCGUCCUCGAGUGUGUCAAGAAGCUUCACUGUGCAACUUGUGAGCGCCUCAAAGGACCACAACAGCCACGACCGGCCUCAUCAAGUACGACAACCUCGACGGCGUCCCAAUUCAAUGAACUCGUGCAGGGUGACUUCUUCUACGUUCGCCUCAGCACGGGCGAAGCAGUUCAAGUCCUGGGCUUGGCCGACACGGCAACCGGAUUCCAUCAAGCAGCUAUCCUCAGGACCAAGGGCGCCAGAGAAACCUAUGACAUCCUGGACCGAGUUUGGCUGCGACCUUAUGGACUACCAGUACGCCUCCUGCUCGACCCGGACCCCUUGUUCCAGGGCGACUUCGACGACAUGCUCUCCACCGUCAAUGUGCACGUUGACUUCUGUCCAGCUGAGGCUCACUGGGUCAUUGGCAUGGUGGAAAGACGGAAUGCUGUGCUGCGAUCCAUCCUGGAGCGCCUCAUCAGUGACCACUGCGCCGCCAGCACCGACGACCUUGACCGUCUGAUCUCUCCGGCGCUUCACUCGAUGAACAGCUACAUGACAACAAAGGGCCGCAGCCCGUUUCAAGCCGUGUUCGGACGUGUGCCUCAACUACCAGGAGGACUGUUUACGGACGGCGGCUCCCUGGCUUCUACACCUCUCGACCCCGGCUUGAACGCAGAGAUGGUGAGGAGCGAGGCCUUGCAGCAUCUGGCUGCAAUGAGCGUUGACCGUGGCUUGCGCAGGGCCAAAAAUGCUCAUUCUGGCGUUGGAGAAAACGCGGCCUCCGGAAGAGGGACCACGGCCAGAUUCUUGGCUUGGGACCCGGAGAGCCCGGGCAAGCAGGCAUGGCUCCGCAGUGGGAACAGUACCAUCUUGGUCGCCACCGAGCAGCUCCGUGAGGCCAUUGGUUUCGAGAGCUGGACUCCUGACGAGCACGACGUGAAGGCCCUUAAGGACGCUUCUGCCAACCUCAAGGACUCUCUUUGGCAGGACGAACGUGGCGCUGCGCCAGAGACGGCCUACAUGGAGGACGACGAGGACCUUCGAAAGUACGAACCUUCGCUGCCGGCGACACCCUCACUGGCUCCAGUCGACACGUUGGUCGCCCCUCGACUACCUCCUCAAGCAGUAACCUCACCAGCGCCACGGCAGAGUCAAACCAACAACUACAACCUCACGAUGAGCCCGACGUAUCAUCAAACCUACACUCACCAGCAGAAGUUUGGUGAUCCUGCUUCAGCCCUUAGCCGGGUUCCGACUACACCAAGAGCUUUCAGGACACCACGAACGCCCAGGGGACGCUCACGAACACCUUCCCGACCGCUACCUGUACUUCCGGAAGUACCUCAAGGCAACGUUCGGGAACUACUUCAGCUGCCUCCUGGACUACAAGACGGCGGUGUGGCAGAGGAAACCACACAGUUUGAGAGUGCUGCCUACGAUAGCGCAAUCUUUGAGGAUCCUGUCGUGGAGACCGGCGAGGCUGUCCAAGACAACAACGCCGAAGUCGAGUGGCCAGCACCUCCUCUUGAACAACGAGCUUCCGUAGAACCUCAAGCACUACCACCGGCCUUGGACCAGAAGCCUGAAACACCUGUGCUUCAAGACACGCAGUCCGUGACGGCGCCGCCUCUUGAACCACAAGCUUCGAUAGAACCUCAAGCACUACCACCGGGUCCACCUUCAGCUACAGCUUCAGCACGUAGUCCAACCGAGGAAGUCCCAAGUUCAGAAGCAGCUUCUCAGCCUAGUUUGAGUACAGCACCACUGGCACCUUCAGAACCUCCUCUACCUCAGCUACCUCUUAAACGGCCUUUUGAUACCAUGACGACACUGCUGUAUGACGACGGCGAGUUGAUCAAGGUUUCUCCCGACGACGACUACCACACAGGCGUCUUCGGGCCCAAGCACAAGGCUUUCUACGAGGCCUACCUGGCGAGCCAACACCGCAAGGACGACGUGCCGCCCGACAAGCUGCGCGAGGAGAGCGACACCACGGACUCAGACCACGGUGGUCCCUCGCCGGGCCUGGUGUCAGCAAAAAGGCAACUUUCUCGAAAAGAACUCAAGCAAUUAGAUCGCGAAGUCCCUUGGACCCAAAUACUCCGUGGCCACAACGUUCCGGAGUACCUCAAGGCGAUCGACAAGGAAGCCAACUCUUGGCUCGAGUGGAAGUCGGUCCAACCACUCUCACACGAGCAGGCCCGUCAAGUGCUCAAGGACAAGAUCUUGUGUAAGAGGAUACUGCGCACACGUGCCUGCUACCGUGACAAAGCGAGAGGCCAAGGCCCUCUCCGUGCAAAGUGCCGCAGUGUUUGUCUGGGCCACCGAGACCCCGACCUUUUCACACUCAAUCGGCAAGCACCGACUCCCAAUCGAUCUUCAGAGCAUGUCAUCUACUACAUGAUUGUUGCCGGAUCGAAUGGUGAGGUCGAGGGCACGGACCUGAAGUGGCAAGCCUGGACCGGCUGCCAGUACAGCCUUCUUACAAGGCCAGCACAAGGAACGCACCUUACCGUUGUUCUUGAAGCCUCCUUCUGA